Messenger RNA from Meloidogyne enterolobii, 616 nucleotides. The record is from the annotation of a GenBank genome assembly. NCBI's taxonomy places the organism in Eukaryota, Metazoa, Nematoda, Chromadorea, Rhabditida, Meloidogynidae.
UUUUAUAAGAAAUAGGGUUAAAAGGAUUGUGUGUAACAGGGCUGGGCGAAAUCUAAGAAUAAAAAGCGAAGUGCGAGAAUGCGAAAGAUGCAAACGCGAAAGUGCGAAAUAAAAAUGCGAGUAUGCGAAACACGAAGGUACGAAAUAAGCCCAGCCCUGGUUUGUAAAUAUUAAAUUUUUAAAAAUCCUUCUGAAAUAAUUUAAUAUUUUUAUAUAAAAAAUAUUUUUUAAGGAAUUCGAUGGUCAUAUAGUUGGAGGAAGUAAAUCUUCCUUUUCUUCGUCCUCAUCUUCUUCGUCUUCCAUUUCUACCUCUCCAAUAGCUAUUUAUGGACACAUUAGAACAGCUAUGAAUAUCCCCGUUGAACGAUUAUUUUUAUCAACACCAAUUGGAAAUCAACGCCGUUGGGCUUCUUCAAAUGCCCAUUCCCGCUUAUUUGCCCGUCUUGGAUUAACAACUAAAAGACCUGUAGUUGUUUAUGAUGAACUUUCUUCCCUUCGAGCUGCUUCGGUUUGGGCAGCUUUGCAAAGAACAAAUUUCACUGCUUCCCUGUAUUUUGGGGCGUGGCCUGAAUGGUUAAUUAGAGCACCCGAUCAUUUAAAAAGUAUUCCUGAGUAG